AUGCUGAUAUUUUCUCCCUCUAUAUACCAGUUGUUGGAGAAAAAUUGUAGUGUAAAAACGGCAGAUAAACUAUUAAUUCCUGUUGUUUAUGGCUUUAAUUGUAAAAACGCGUCGGUUUUCUGGUCCAUGACGGAUUCGGAACUUUCCACCGCAGACCAAACAGGAGUCCAUAUUAGAGUUUCACUUGUGUCAGAUGAUCUUAAAGCGAUGGCAUUUUAUUUGGAGCACCUUUACUUUUGGUUUCUUGUGGGUCCAGUUAUUACGUUGGAAUGGCUCCGACGAAAGAAGAUACUCUGUUGCGUGACAACGACGCGACAAAUCGACGAGGAGUCUGGUAACGAGGAAAUGGUCGAGGAGGGCCGAGGACACUCUAUCCAACGAGCUCAAAUCUUUACGUAUCACGCUCAGACUAGUUCAAUCACAGUGCGUGUGGCGAGGAUAUUUGGAAGAGGUAUUCGCUACCUCGCAAUUGGUUUUGGUUAUGUGAUUCUCACUUUGGCAGCGCUCCCUGUAGGUAUCUCAAGUGGAGGAUUGUCUUUUUUCCGAUUUGAUGAACAAGAAAGAUUUCGGCAAAAAACUUUCUGGGAUGUUCUUCUACCAGAAAAUACGACUACCGUAAAACGAGACAAUCUUACCUCUACCACGACAACCGAGACAGGCGCUUCGAUAGCCGCAGUUGUCACUUUGUUGUGGUCAGUUGUACGAGUAUUUUCGUUUUUUAUGUAUAGUACGUUGGUCUGUAGGAGAACCUGGACCGUUUCGACGAACCCUUCAAAGUUGAUUCGGAGCGAUUGGUUUUCAUCCAACAUGUAUUUGCUCGUUUUGUGCUUCGUUGUACCAUACUGUUCUCUCAACCACACUCCAUUAUUUGAAAUUUUUUAUGAGAAGUUUUCAUAUUUUAUGCUUUACAAUGUAACUUGCACAGUUUGUAAUUUUCUUGUUAUAAUCAUCCUCAACAAACACAGAGUUGUCACAAGGUAUGUGUUCUACAUCAGUGUGUGUAUGAUCUGUGCUUAUGUUGAAAGUGACAUAGUAGCUGUGUUUUACUUCAUUCUCAAUUCGCAAGGCUCCCUGAAUAACUUAAAACUCACUGCCCUUCGCACUGUAGCACUGGGCCUCACUUUGUCUCUGAGUUUUAGUUCUUCAAUGCACAUAAUCCGCAAACUUAUGAAGCCACAGGAGUCUGUGUUUGAGGGACUGUCAGAGAGGUGA
Pocillopora meandrina is the source of this 1212-nucleotide messenger RNA. The record is from the annotation of a GenBank genome assembly. Lineage: Eukaryota; Metazoa; Cnidaria; Anthozoa; Scleractinia; Pocilloporidae.